CCCGGUGAAAGCCGAUUAGGACGUGUUCUCCACUGGGUGGAUGUUCGUGGCACCCGUAUCCAGUGGAGGGCUUCCCCGCGUGGCGACGCCUCUGGCUCUUGACUCUGGAGCAGGUUUCACUCUGUGGCUGCAUCAUGGGCUCCGCGUAGUGCGCACUGCACUCACUGCUAUGACUUUCUACGACAAAAUGGAUCAACUUUUACGCGCGCCUUGGCACCGCUGAGCGUUCCGUUUCUCUGGAAAAGGUUUCCAGUCUGUUCCUGUGAACAUGGAGCCACAGUGAGGGAUCCCAGCUCUGUCCUCUUUCCUCCUGUGAAAAGCAAGAUGCAGAAGAGCGUCCGUUAUAACGAAGGCCACGCGCUGUUUCUGUCCGCGGUGGCGCGUAAAGAGGGCACGAAGCGGGGCUAUCUGACCAAGAAAACAACAGAGAACAGUCGCUGGCAUGAAAAGUUUUUUGCCCUUUACCAAAACCUACUUUUCUACUUUGAGGGCGAACAGAGCGCACGACCCGCCGGGAUUUAUCUUUUGGAAGGAUGCACCUGCGAGCGCACCCCAGCACCCAAGAUGUCCUCCACAGGAAAAGAGUUAAUGGACAAACAGCACUACUUCCAGAUUGUUUUCGGACAUGACGGUCAGAAACCCCUGGAGCUGCGAACAGAGGAGGAGAAUGAGUGCGACGAAUGGGUGGAGGCGAUUCAGCAGGCCAGUUACUCUGACAUCAUCAUUGAACGCGAGGUCCUGAUGCAGAAAUACAUCCACCUGGUUCAAAUAGUGGAGACGGAAAAGGUAGCGGCCAAUCAACUGCGGACCCAGUUGGAGGACCAGGACACGGAGAUUGAGAGGCUUAAAUCUGAGAUUGUAGCUUUGAACAAAACCAAGGAACGGAUGCGCCCGUACCACGUCCCUCACAAUAAUGAAGACCCAGAUAUUAAAAAGAUCAAAAAGGUGCAAAGUUUUAUGCGAGGCUGGCUCUGUCGAAGGAAGUGGAAGAUCAUUGUACAAGAUUAUAUCUGCUCCCCUCACGCCGAGAGCAUGAGGAAACGUAACCAGAUUGUGUUUAACAUGGUGGAGGCAGAGACGGAGUACGUGCACCAGCUGUACAUCCUCGUCAACUGUUUCCUUCGGCCUUUGAGAAUGGCCGCCAGCUCCAAGAAGCCGCCCAUCAGCCACGACGACGUGAGCAGCAUUUUCCUCAACAGCGAGACCAUCAUGUUCUUACACGAGAUCUUCCACCAAGGACUCAAGGCGCGGAUCGCCAACUGGCCCACCCUAGUGCUGGCGGACCUCUUUGACAUCCUGCUGCCGAUGCUGAACAUUUACCAGGAGUUUGUGCGUAACCACCACUGUCAUUGA
Periophthalmus magnuspinnatus is the source of this 1353-nucleotide messenger RNA. Its product is annotated as ras-specific guanine nucleotide-releasing factor 2-like. The coding region runs from base 325 to 1353 and encodes 342 amino acids. Gene Ontology annotation, molecular function: protein binding; guanyl-nucleotide exchange factor activity. The transcript is spliced from 9 exons. The record is from RefSeq and is a predicted model, not a curated record. NCBI's taxonomy places the organism in Eukaryota, Metazoa, Chordata, Actinopteri, Gobiiformes, Gobiidae.